Anolis sagrei ordinatus is the source of this 1379-nucleotide messenger RNA. RefSeq names its product lactate dehydrogenase B (gene LDHB). NCBI's taxonomy places the organism in Eukaryota, Metazoa, Chordata, Lepidosauria, Squamata, Anolidae. Gene Ontology annotation, cellular component: cytoplasm. Gene Ontology annotation, molecular function: L-lactate dehydrogenase (NAD+) activity. The record is from RefSeq and is a predicted model, not a curated record. Gene Ontology annotation, biological process: pyruvate metabolic process; lactate metabolic process.
CGGAUCCGCCUUCUUCUCUCCUCUCCUCCUCCUUCUCUUCCUCUGCUGACAUUGAUUGCCUUUCCCUCCUUCCUUCCUUCGUCCUUCCUCCUCUUCUUUUCCUCUCGUGGCCUCGCCUUUUUCCAGCUCCGGAUCAGCAGCCAAGAGAGCCAUGGCUUCCCUCAAGGACAAGCUCAUUACACCUAUUGCCCAGCCGGCAACCCAGCCCAUCAACAAGGUGACCAUCGUGGGAGUUGGCCAAGUUGGGAUGGCCUGUGCCAUCAGCGUCCUGGAAAAGGGUCUCUGCGAUGAACUUGCCCUGGUGGAUGUCCUGGAAGACAAGCUGAAAGGGGAAAUGAUGGAUCUGCAGCAUGGAAGCUUAUUUCUUAAAACGCACAAGAUCAUAGCAGGCAAAGAUUACGCUGUCACUUCUAAUUCUAAGGUGGUCGUGGUCACCGCUGGUGUCCGUCAGCAGGAAGGGGAAAGCCGCCUUGAUCUUGUCCAGAGGAACGUGAAUGUCUUCAAGUUCAUCAUCCCGCAGGUGGUGAAGUACAGUCCAGACUGCAUCAUCUUGGUUGUUUCGAACCCAGUGGAUAUCCUGACCUACGUUACAUGGAAACUGAGCGGACUCCCGAAGCAUCGCGUCAUUGGCAGCGGCUGCAACCUUGACUCUGCGCGAUUUCGCUUCCUGAUGGGGGAAAAGUUGGGCAUCCACCCCAGCAGCUGUCAUGGUUGGAUCUUGGGAGAACAUGGCGAUUCCAGUGUGGCUGUUUGGAGUGGUGUCAACGUGGCCGGGGUCUCCCUCCAGGAGCUAAACCCUGCGAUGGGAACUGACCAGGACCCAGAGGGCUGGAGGCAGGUCCACAAGCAGGUGGUUGACAGUGCCUAUGAAGUGAUCAAACUGAAGGGUUAUACCAACUGGGCCAUCGGCUUAAGUGUUGCCGACCUGCUAGAAACCAUCAUGAAGAACCUUUGCCGAGUUCAUCCAGUGUCCACCAUGGUCAAGGGGAUGUAUGGCAUUGAAAACGAAGUGUUCCUGAGCCUUCCUUGCGUCUUGGGGUCUGUUGGCUUGACCAGUGUGAUCAACCAAAAGCUGAAGGACAAUGAGGUGGCCCAGCUCCAGCAGAGCGCCACCACGUUGUGGAACGUCCAGAAGGACCUCAAAGACCUGUAGAGCAACCUAGGAACACGUCUGUUCUCUCCAGCCAGGAGAAGACCACCCCUGCCCACAGUUGAACCCUAAGCUUCUGAAGUGCGCUUUCCUCGUUUAAACUUCUAGCUGAGCUUCCAGUCAUCGUCCCCAGAUGGUGCAACUUGUUGUCCACCACAGCUAAGAUGUGUGCUACUUGUUCUUGCAGACUUGUUGAACAAAUAAAACCAGCUCUUUUGCGUGUGCUGUA